Messenger RNA from Lathyrus sativus (Indian pea), 732 nucleotides. Lineage: Eukaryota; Viridiplantae; Streptophyta; Magnoliopsida; Fabales; Fabaceae. The record is from the annotation of a GenBank genome assembly.
AUGGCACCAAAUAUAUCAAUGAAGAAAAAAAGCAACAAGAAAUGUGCACCACUUUUUUCAUCUUCUAUACAAUCACUUCCGAGAGAUUUAUUACUUGACAUGAUUAUAAAUGUAACAUCUCAAUCUUUUGUUGAUCUUUACAACAUGAAAUUGUGUUGUCGAGAUUUUCUUGAAGUCGCGGAAGAAAACUACGUCUUUCAAAAGGUUUCUCUGAAUCAAUUCCCAUUAAUUCAAUGGUUUCCUAACAAAAAAGCAUUAUCGUUUUUAAAACGUUGCAAGGAAAGUGGAAAUAUUGAAAGUUUGUUUAGAGAAGGAUUGUGUGAAUACUUUAGUUAUCCGAAUGGAAAUAUCGAUGGUCUUGAGAUGCUAAAAAUAGCCACUCAAAAGGGUCAUAAGGAAGCGACAUACAUGUACGGUAUGAUCUUGUUGUGUUCUGAAGACUACGAAUUAAGAAAACAAGGAUUCGUGCAUAUGCGUUCUUUGAGGAUGUCAAAAUGUAUUAUGAGUUCAAGAAAAAAGGUUCAAUGUUUAGCAAAUUGUUUAUGGAAAAACAAUGGAGUAUUGUCACGCAAUCAAAUUCCUCUAUGCAACUCCAAGGACACUUGCAAGGGAUGGAGAGUGAAGAAUGGUAGAUGGUUAUUAUUUGACGACGAAGAUGAUGACAUUGAAUCGUGUGAAGCUUGUAGAUGGGAUCAUGAAUUAGAAUUCUUUUAUAACUUAUUUAAUGUUUAG